AUGACAGCCAUGGAAAACGCAGUCAUUCUAGUGAUGAUCGUCUUUCUGUCACUGCAAAUGAUUGUCUCGGCCGAUCAUUCGAAGUGCCGCCGCCUGCUAGACUUUAUCUGUGUUGUGGACGGGUCAGAUAGUAUCAACGAAGAGAACUUUCAAACUUUACGCGAGGUCGUGGAGGAAAUGGUAGACGAAUUCAAGAUAUCUCCCGGGGAGGUCCGUAUGGGCAUUGUCGUAUUCAGCACAUCUAUCGCAAUGAUACAGAACCUGACUUCCGAUAGGGUCAAACUCAAAAUAGAAAUUGGACGUCUUCCGCAUCCCCAAGAGGGAACCAACACAGCACGGGGCAUCAAAAUGAUGCACGAACUUUUUACGUCCGACCCUCUACGGGAAAAACGUCCUGAUAUACCUGCCGUAGGUAUGGUCCUUACGGACGGACGCUCCAAAAGUAUGACUAAAACUUUAAGGCAGGCAAGAAGAGCAAGGAAUGAUGGUAUUGAGAUGUUUGCGGUGGGAAUCUCGGACCUCGUUAACAAAACGGAACUAAACGGAAUAGCUUCACGCGAGGAAAACGUACUAACGGUAAAAUCCUUCGCACAACUCAAAGACUCGAUCGACCGUCUGGUGAAAAUGGUCUGUCCAACACCCACAACAACUACAACUACACCCACUACAACAACGACCACACCCACAACAACUACAACUACACCCACUACAACAACGACACCUACGACAACGAAACAACCAACGUUUGUAAAAUCAGCUUUUAGAAAGCAACUCAAGAUAGUGAACAUCCGAAAAAUGUCCAUCAAACAGAAGAAAGAGCAGUCAAUAAAAGCACCGGGGUGGGUCAAAGGUCCCUGUGACGACUGCAGUAUGAUGAAUGGCGUGGGUUAUAAUCCACACCCCAAAAUCUGUAGCAAGUUUACACAAUGUUACUUCGGACCGCACGGAAAUAUGAGAGCCGCCUACCGAGAAUGUCCAUUUGGAUUCUUCUUUGACACUAACGUGUUGUCAUGUCGUCUGUCGUUCCAGUCACACUGUAACAAUGAUAAGUGUAUGUUACGACCCAAACUGAAAUCAUAUCCAUACAAAGGCAUUCAGAACUGUCGAGCAUACUGGCUGUGUAAAAAUGGUAGAUCUGCGGCAAGAUGUUGUGAUAAGGGUUUUCGGUACCGGCGCUGGGGAGGCAAGCAUAAAUGUGUCAAAGAUCCCGGAUGUCAGGAUGAAUGCCCGCCAACAAUCACGUCCAUAUCAAUAUGUGAGACCCGUCUGGUGUUUGGUAACCCUAAAAUCUACGAGCAGUUCAUCAAAGGAUGGAACAUGUGGAUACCACGCCCAUGCGCACCCGGAAGUCAGUAUAACGCGGACAAGUGUGCGUGUACUGGACAUACAACGCACGUGCCUGACAAGCGAACAUGUAAACCUGAAGUAUACCUUCCGUUUACCAAGAAUUUAAAGGAUCAGUCGGGAUCACACAGCUAUGUUCAAAACUACAAUGUGAGACAAACAAAAGAGGGAUAUGCCUAUUUCAAUGGAAGAUCGAAGCUUAUCAUUCCAAGAUAUUCGAAUGCAGAAUUCAAGGACCUCGUGAUUAAAAUCCGUUUUAAAGCCAAGAUGUCGCAUACAACGCUAGCCAUGAGGCGUAAAUUGACGGCGUUGGUUAGUAACAGUGACUGCUGCAAUGAUGACGUGUCGUUACUGAUGAUCCUCGGUAAAUCAUCUCUACAUUAUAUGGCAAUAUCCCAAAAUAGGAAGAUGUCCAAAUUUAUCCUCCCUGUUUGCGAUGACUGGAACACUGCGUACUUUGUCCAUGAUACGAAGACUCUGUACGGCCGCUGUAAUUCAAAGGAGAAAACCAGGCCUUUACGGGGUAAUAUCAAAAGAACCCACACAGGAAUCCACAUUGGAUACGGACGGGGAUUUAACAGUUUUAAAGGCUACAUUGACGAGAUCAAGAUAUACAGAUGUCAGCCGGAUCUGGAUGAGAUUUAAAAGCGAUCUUUGAUGGAAUUUUCUAAACCAUGUUAAGAAUUUAAUCUUUAAUCGAAAGCAAUUAAAUUGGUUUUUACCUGCGUAAGCAUUUUGUACUUGUGAAAAAAGCAAAAAGCAAAAAAUAAAUGAAUUAAAAUGUAAUGUGUACUACUUUCAUUGGCCGGCAACAUAAAUUUUACGCUUUUA
Pecten maximus is the source of this 2175-nucleotide messenger RNA. RefSeq names its product protein PIF-like. Lineage: Eukaryota; Metazoa; Mollusca; Bivalvia; Pectinida; Pectinidae. Gene Ontology annotation, cellular component: extracellular region. Bases 1 to 1989 code for a protein of 662 amino acids. The record is from RefSeq and is a predicted model, not a curated record. Gene Ontology annotation, molecular function: chitin binding. The transcript is spliced from 9 exons.